UUUGAAAAGAGAAAUUCGCAACCCCUUUUCCCUCCUCUCUCUAUGCUCUUCUCUCUCUCUCUCUCUCUUCGCCGGAGCCAACGUCUCUUGUUCUUCACUCUUCGCUCUUCACCCUUCACCGCAUUCACUUCUCACUCAUCACUCAUCACCGCCGAGUGAGAGACAGAGAGACAGAGAGAAGAGAUCACACAAAUGCAAGAUAUAUUCGGAUCAGUUCGGCGAUCGCUGGUGUUCCGUGCUUCGCCUGAGAACGAAGAGCACUCGCUGAGAGGAACCCUAGUUGAUAAGAUCGGUUACUGUAUACGCAAUUCCAGAGUCUUCUCUAAGCCCUCACUGUCUCCACCGUCCUUGCCGCCGAUUCCCAAGGACGUUGCUGCUGCUGCUCCGCCGCCGCCUACGAUCCGAUGGCGCAAGGGCGAGUUGAUCGGUUGCGGCGCCUUUGGCCAAGUUUAUGUUGGAAUGAAUCUCGAUUCUGGAGAACUUUUAGCAGUUAAACAGGUUUUGAUUGCAGCGAGUAGUGCUUCGAAGGAGAAGGCACAGGCUCAUGUAAAAGAGCUCGAGGAAGAAGUUAAGCUUCUUAAAGAUCUUUCACAUCCCAACAUUGUUAGAUAUUUGGGUACAGUUAGAGAGGAGGACACCUUAAAUAUUCUCCUGGAGUUUGUCCCUGGUGGAUCCAUAUCAUCACUGUUGGGGAAAUUUGGAGCUUUCCCUGAGGCAGUCAUAAGAACUUACACAAAGCAGUUGCUGCUUGGACUUGAGUACUUGCACAAAAAUGGAAUAAUGCACAGAGAUAUUAAGGGGGCCAAUAUUCUUGUAGAUAAUAAAGGUUGCAUUAAACUUGCAGAUUUUGGGGCCUCCAAACAAGUUGUUGAGCUGGCUACUAUUUCGGGUGCCAAGUCUAUGAAGGGUACUCCAUAUUGGAUGGCUCCUGAGGUUAUUCUCCAGACUGGACAUAGCUUCUCUGCUGACAUAUGGAGUGUGGGUUGCACUGUGAUUGAGAUGGCCACUGGAAAGCCUCCCUGGAGCCAACAAUACCAACAAGAGGUUGCUGCUCUCUUCCAUAUAGGGACAACUAAGUCUCAUCCGCCAAUCCCUGAUCAUCUCUCUGUUGCAGCCAAAGAUUUUCUGCUAAAAUGUUUGCAGAAGGAACCAUAUUUGAGGCCAUCGGCAUCAGAACUACUGCAGCAUCCCUUUGUUACUGGUGAACCUAUGGAUUCUCUUCCUGUUUCAUCUACUGUCGUGAAAAAUUUGGAAGCUUCAUCUUCUUGUGCUCCAAAUGUUGAAUCAUUCCUUCGUUGCUCAAAUUUGAAUCUUGAGGACUCAGGAAAUAAAGAGUUGUGGGGAAUUAGCAACGAUGAUGAUGACAUGUGUAUGAUUGAUGACGACGAGGAGUUCUCUCAGAAUGAUGUCAAACACGAACCUUUGAUCUCAGAAAAUAUUGAGAGCUUCAACCCGAUGUCAGAUCCCUCUGAUGAUUGGGUGUGUAAGUUUGAUGGAAGUCCGGAAUUGGAACACAAAGGAGUCAGUUUUGGCACAGACGAAAAUGAUAAGUCACUUGGUCACUUAGGGGAUUAUAACAAGGAGCAGAAAGAUUUUUCCUUUCCGAGCGUGCCAUCUCUAUCAGAGGAAGAUGAUGAGCUCACGGAGUCAAAAAUUCAAGCUUUUUUGGAUGAGAAGGCUCUUGAACUGAAGAAGCUGCAGACACCUUUAUAUGAGGAGUUCUACAACAGUAUAAAUAUAUCUUGUUCACCAAGUGUGAUUGAUGGAACAAGUGAUGAAACUGCUUCUCGGAAGUUUUUGAAAUUACCUCCUAAGAGUAAGUCACCAAGUCGGGUACCAAGCACUCCAUCUAAAGCAGCUGACAAUACUGGAAGUCCCGGAAGUAACGGCAGGUCCUCAUCAACUGUUGGCAAUGUAAAUGAUCAUAGUUCACAGGACCUUCCAUCUUCUCCCCUUAAUGAAUUUAAAGGGCUGAUAGUUGACUCCCAGCAGGAACCUGGUAGCCCAAGUUUAAGCUUUUCGAAACAGAGAGAGUGGAAAGAAGAGCUCGACCAGGAGCUUGAAAGAAAACGAGAAUGGAGGCGCCAAGCAGGGGUGGGGUCAAAGACUUCUUCACCAAAGGAUAGAGCUUUACAUCGGCAGAGAGAGCGGACACGAUUUGCUUCUCCCAGCAAAUAAGAUUGUUGUGUUAAGAGCGUUCAUCUUGCCUCCGUGAAUGCUUCUUAUAAAAUCACUGUGCUUGCAAAUGCAAGUGUUGCUGCAGUUUUGUUGCGGUUACUAAUGCUGUAGUUAUAUAUGUCUUUUUGCCAUUCUACACAUGCUGAGAUCCUUUUGUGUCUGAAAAGCUUCGAUUGCUCUCCCAAGUCCCUUGAGCUUGUCCGUGUUGUUCUGGCAUGUAAAGCUUUUUAUAGAAGUGUUGCUUGAAAAUUUUACUUUA
Molecule: messenger RNA, 2437 nt
Organism: Arachis stenosperma
Lineage: Eukaryota; Viridiplantae; Streptophyta; Magnoliopsida; Fabales; Fabaceae
Product: mitogen-activated protein kinase kinase kinase NPK1
Exons: 17
Coding region: 193-2178 (661 amino acids)
Biological process (GO): protein phosphorylation
Molecular function (GO): ATP binding; protein kinase activity
Source: RefSeq, a predicted model, not a curated record